Messenger RNA from Olea europaea var. sylvestris, 1373 nucleotides. RefSeq names its product NAP1-related protein 2-like. Bases 20 to 931 code for a protein of 303 amino acids. Gene Ontology annotation, cellular component: chromatin; nucleus. Gene Ontology annotation, molecular function: histone binding; chromatin binding. Lineage: Eukaryota; Viridiplantae; Streptophyta; Magnoliopsida; Lamiales; Oleaceae. The record is from RefSeq and is a predicted model, not a curated record. Gene Ontology annotation, biological process: nucleosome assembly. The transcript is spliced from 11 exons.
CCCCUCGCUCUGACCAAUUAUGUUUAGUAUAAACUAUUAUAUAAACGAGGGUUUUAGAGAGGGUUUAACAAAUCAGAACCAACAGAAAAUUCUGAAAAUGGGUUUGGACAAAGGGAAGAAGCAGAAAUUGGUAGAAGCGAACGAAGAAAAGAAUGGGACGGAGCUCAUUGAUGGAGAGCUCGUUCUUUCCGUUGAAAAGCUUCAAGAAGUACAAGAUGAGCUUGAAAAGAUCAAUGAAGAAGCAAGCGAAAAGGUUUUGGAAGUAGAACAAAAGUACAAUGAGAUACGCAAGCCUGUCUAUGACAAGAGAAGCGAUGUCAUAAAAUCCAUUCCUGACUUCUGGUUGACUGCAUUUUUAAGUCAUCCUGCCUUUAGUGAACUUUUGACCGAGGAAGACCAAAAGAUUUUCAGGUACUUAAGUUCCCUCGAAGUGGAAGACUCCAAAGAUGUGAAAUCGGGUUACACUAUUACAUUUAACUUCAAUCCCAAUCCAUAUUUUGAAGAUACAAAGCUAACAAAAAUCUUUACUUUCCUCGAAGAAGGAACAACAAAAAUCACUGCCACAUCAAUAAAAUGGAAAGCAGGAAUGGGCAUUUCUAAUACUGUGGCUGAAGAGAAGAAAGGGAACAAGCGAUCUCAUUCUGAGGAAAGUUCCAUUCUGUCAGAGCCAUCUGCAUUGGCAGCAAAGGGAAAUGAAAGCUUUUUUACCUGGUUUAGUGAUAGCCAGCAGAAAGAUGAUGUGAAUGAGAUUCAUGACGAGCAGGUCGCUGAAUUAAUCAAGGAUGAUAUCUGGCCAAAUCCUCUAACAUAUUUUUUUGAUGAGGCAGACGAAGAGGAUUCUGACAUGGAUGAUGGUGAUGAGAAGCUAUCAUUACCUGAACUUGGCGCGGCACUUUUUGUUUAUGAAUGGCUAUCUUAUAUAUUGCCGUAACUUUGAGAAGUUCCUUAUAUUGCUCCUCAGACUCAACAUCCCUUGCUUGGUAAUGCUUCAUCUUAUUGAAAUGAUGUUAUGGGCUUAUUGCCUCGUGUCUGAGAAAACAUUUUAUAUGGUAGCUAAAAAGUGCAGAAUUAAUAUGUGGAAUAUGGAAUGUGCCAUGUAUAUAAAAGUUGGGUUAGUAAAUAGGCCAUCAAUCCUGGUAUCCUCCCCAUAGAUGCAACUAUUGUGGUGCUUCUCUUAUGACUAAAAAGUGCGGAAUUAAUAUUUGGUAAUGUGGCAUAUACAUAAAAGUUGGGUAAGUAAAAUAAUUUUCCUUUUCCUUUUCCUUUAUUGGGUGGAUAUAGAUAAGGUAGUAAAAAUGUGCGCGCUGCCUGAACUCAGAUACUUUUGUGAUAGUUAGAUGGUAAACCACUUGAACUUUGUUAUUUUUUACUAA